Molecule: messenger RNA, 2741 nt
Organism: Ylistrum balloti
Lineage: Eukaryota; Metazoa; Mollusca; Bivalvia; Pectinida; Pectinidae
Product: RISC-loading complex subunit tarbp2-like
Exons: 7
Coding region: 22-1002 (326 amino acids)
Source: RefSeq, a predicted model, not a curated record
UUCUCUCCGAGCAGCAUAAAGAUGGCAGUCCCUUCUGGAAAAACACCAAUCAGUUUCCUACAAGAGCUUUGUACAAAGAGAGGGAUGACCCCUCAAUAUGACUUACUGGCGAAUGAAGGUGCUGUUCAUGAACCAGUGUUUAUUAUGCGGGUAACUGUUGGUGACAUUAUUGCCACUGGAAAAGGCACAAGUAAGAAGAAGGCAAAGCAUGCUGCAGCACAGAGUGCACUCAACCAAAUCCUGUGCAUGCCUAACGGAGUGGAAAUAAAAGAAGGAUCGGUGCCUGAGGCUACCCAACAGAGCCAGUCAGACAGCGAAGAGCUGGGAGCUGGUAAUCCUGUCGGGGAGCUUCAGGAGUUCACACAGAAAAGACUCAUUAAACCCCCCGUGUAUGAGUUCACUACCGAACAGGGCCCUCCUCAUGCACGCGAGUUUGUCUGUGUGGUCAAGCUCGGCAAAUUCACUGAGAAAUCUACAGGGCGGUCCAAAAAAUCAGCUAAGCGUGCAGCAGCGGCCACCAUGCUGAUGCACAUCAAGAACUUGAUGCAGGAUGGAGAAAAGACCACGAACAUUGAAGAAUCUGAUGACGAUGAUGAGAUGCCACUGUCAUCAUCAGAGUUAAGAGCAUCCUACACCGCCCUGAAGGAAGGCAAGAAAAAGAUCCCAGUACCAAACCCCCAGCAGAGCAAGGAGAUCCAAAAGUUUUACGAGAAAAUCCUAAAAGCAGAUAACAAAACCAUGCAAAAACUGAAGAAACAGCCACUGAACGCUCCAUCAACCAACUACUGCCAGAUGCUACAGGAGAUUGCUGAGGUCCAGCGCUUUGAAGUCAGUUACAUGGACAUCGCUGAAUUGAGUGCUUCAGCCCAGCACCAGUGCUUGGUCCAUCUGACUACCCUACCAGUCGCAGUUUGUUAUGGAACAGGAAAUACGGUAGAUGAGGCCCACGCCCAGGCGGCCCACAAUGCACUCCAAUAUCUGAAGAUUAUGACGAAGUCUUAACAAAGUUCCCCAGGACGUCCCAUAGCCUCACUUUGAACAAAUGGUUGCUAUGGCAACAAACUGCCAUAAUUAGGACUUGUAUUCAGUUGUAUGUAAUGUUUAUUUAUCUUUGUUAUUUUGAUGGAAAGUAAUUCUAGCCAGUGGUGAUCAAUGCAUUUAUGUUCACGUUACAGAACUAUUGGAGAUAAAGUGUUCAGUUUUUGAUAGUUACAUAUUAUAUCAAGUAGCAUCUAUUUUUAGCCAUGUUGUUCAGGAAAUAACUUUUAAAUUCGUAAAAUAUUGUUGAUGUUAGAAUCUCCAUUGACUCCAUGGAAAAAGUUCUCUAUUUUUUGGGGUGUUCAUAUGAUUUAAAAAUAUGUAUUAUUUUUGUCUUAAACAGAGGUAAUUUUUUUAUUUUUAAAGUUUUGGAAGUAAUUUGCAGACUCUUGAAGCCCUUUCUGAUUUACAUAUCAAAAGAGAACAUGUCAUACCAGACAUUUUUUCACUUGAUAUUUUCUAAAGUGUUUAUUGGAGUUCCAAAAUGACAUCUUAACAUUUAAAUUGAAUGCUGCAUUUAUAUAUAUCUUGUAAAUGUGUAUAAUAUACAAUGCAAUAUUUCAUAGAAAUCGUUUAGGUAUCAAAUUGUAGUGUUAAUGAUAUGUCGAAAGAGCCGGCCUCUUAAAACUUCAGAACAAGAACCUUGAUGGCAUCACUGAAAGAUGUAUAACAUUUUAAUACAUUAUAUCAUAUUUCUCUAAUCCUUUCAUUAUCAUGUCAAAUUGACUUUUUUUGAUAUUGUUAAAUGAUUUCAAAGUUUCAUUGAUAUAUUAUGUACACAUAUUUAACUGUUACAACUAAAAAUCAGUUCUCCAAACAUACAGGGUGUGAUAGGAAAAAGUUAUUUAACUAUACGGUAUCAAUAUUCAGAUGAGAAAGAAACUAUUUUUCUGUGCGAUUAGAGUAAUUGCCUUUAAUUUGAUUACCAAGGGAGGCUAGUCAGUUAGGACUGACGUACAAUAAUUGUAGCUAUUUUUAGCCCCUCUACUCUCUAUUUCAAACAUACAGUGUACUAGUUUAAAAAUUAUAUUGAUCAUAUCAAAUGUCUAUUUAAUAAAUUUGAAAAAAAUAUUUUUUUGAAUUAUGAGCUUUUUAACUUAAUUUAUUAAUUGGAGAAAUGGAAUUUAUAAGCAAAAGGAUGAAUAUUUUGUUAUAACUUAUAUACAGAAAUGUUUUAGAAGGUAAAUAUGAAAUUUUAUGAAAAGUUUUGAUUCUUAACAGAAUUUAACUGUGACAUCAGCGUUCACCUUUUUGUAAUAAUUUAAGGAAAAUAUAUGAUAUUAUUACCUCGUCAAUAGUAUAUGUCAUUCUUUUAACUCAUUGUUCCUCAUCUGAUCAAUAUCUUUGUUGAUUUUUGAUCAGGUGAAACAGAAACACUUGUGCGGGUCAGUAUGUGUAUAUGUUUGUGUUGUUUUUUGAUGAUAUUUGAUAUCGGCAGUCAGAGUCGCUGCUAAUUUGACAACAGUGAGGUUAUGUAAUAUCCUGGGAAGGAUAGCAUUUUAUUUUAUUUUUUUUUUUUUUUUAUACAACUGUAUUUUUUACCUUUACUUCCCUAUUUCUAGUUAGGUAUACAUGUUUUACCAGCGUUGAUGUGUACAAUGGACAACAGAUAAAUAUCUGUCACUGUGUUUAUCAUAGUAAUGUUUACAUUGUAUACAGUGUAGAUGUAUGUAUGAUUCAUGCAAUAAAAAUGUACAAACAUU